GUCACGAAAAUGGUUCCGUUGGACGUAGCGACGAUCAGUUAAGAUUUAAUCCUCGAGCGGGCAGGACGUGCUCUGUGCGGGAAGGAAGACAAUAAUAAUUUUACAACAAUGAUGCUCACGGACAAUAAUUCCGGCAAAGCUGCGGUGUACAGUCUGGAAGAGGUGGAAAGUGGGCUCACAACCGAAAGUGACGCGACGACUGUAACCACACUUCCAAGCAAACCGUCUUCGCCGCGGAAGUUUUUCGAACGGUUGUACGGUCAUCUCGACAAAGACCGCAGUUCAAAAGAGCCGGAACCCGUUCCAACCCGGUCACCGUCGGUCAGUUCCGGUAGUUCAAACCGAUCGUCGCCAACAUUACUGGAUAUUGAAGAAACAGACGAGAUCUCGCGGCAAGAAGUUAGUGCAAGUGUCUACUACGAUCAGCAGCAGCAACACCAGCGUUCGCAGCCUUAUGGAUUAGUGGCUCAACCAGUCGGGCAGAUUAGUCAGCAGCAGUUGCAUUUUGGGCAGCCGCCGUCGUCGCUGGUGACCGCAGUAGGCGGUGGGUACGCCACCGCCGGAACGUUUCGACCGUUUUUUGGACUUUCGGCCGACGGAACGCACCUGCCGGCGGGGUUGUCCGCUUUUUUGGCACGCCGGAGGAAAAAGGAAGGCCGUCCACGCCGCCAGCGGACCACUUUCAGCAGCGAGCAAACCCUGCGCCUCGAAGUGGAAUUUCACCGCAACGAGUACAUUUCCAGAGGGCGCCGCUUCGAGCUGGCCGAGGUGCUCAAGCUGUCCGAGACGCAGAUCAAGAUCUGGUUCCAGAACCGGCGCGCCAAGGACAAACGCAUCGAAAAGGCCCAGAUCGACCAGCAGUACCGGACAUUUGCCGCCGUAAACGGGCUGUUUACUCCGUUUAACCCGCAGUACACGCAGGUUCACCACAGCUUUUAUGACCAGUUUAGCAAAGAUGAUCACGGAAUCGCCAAGUAGUGAAGCGAGUUUAAAAUAAUUUCUCUGUAAAUAUGUUAUACUUUCGUUUGCAAUCAUCAGUCAAGCUUAA
Molecule: messenger RNA, 1048 nt
Organism: Culex quinquefasciatus (southern house mosquito)
Lineage: Eukaryota; Metazoa; Arthropoda; Insecta; Diptera; Culicidae
Gene: ro
Product: homeobox protein rough
Exons: 3
Coding region: 109-978 (289 amino acids)
Biological process (GO): regulation of DNA-templated transcription
Molecular function (GO): DNA binding; DNA-binding transcription factor activity, RNA polymerase II-specific
Source: RefSeq, a predicted model, not a curated record